Hibiscus syriacus is the source of this 1073-nucleotide messenger RNA. RefSeq names its product thioredoxin-like 2, chloroplastic. The record is from RefSeq and is a predicted model, not a curated record. Gene Ontology annotation, biological process: cell redox homeostasis. The transcript has 4 exons. Lineage: Eukaryota; Viridiplantae; Streptophyta; Magnoliopsida; Malvales; Malvaceae. Bases 233 to 913 code for a protein of 226 amino acids.
UUGAAGAUGCAUACGUGGAUGCGUCUUCUUCCAAUGAAUUUUGCUUUCGAUCUUCUUCAACCUAAACGAAACUCUCUUCCUCUCUUCUUCAACCUCCUGCUCUUCACUUAUAAUUUUUUAGUUAGUUAAAAUAAACAUAUAAAUAUGAAUAAUCCCAGCACUCUAAAUUGAUUUAUAUAAUUAAAACCCCAAGACUUGUUUUGGUUUUAGUUUUUUUCCUCGUAAUCUCUUGAUGGCAGACGCUAUUCGAUCAUCACCAUCAUCGUUAAUUCAUUCACUUCGAUUAUCUUCCCCUUAUCAGCUAACCACUUUUCACCUGGCCUUGAAUUCUCCUCUGUCGUCUCUUUUACCCAUCAAUCAGAAUUUGGAUAAGAUUGUUCCUAUUGGUCCUGCUCGCCUUGCUUGUUCUCCCAGAAAAUUAUCGCUCUCUUUCAAGGUACGUGCAACUGUUAACGAAACUGAACAGCCAAAAUGGUGGGAAAGAAACUCGGGACCAAAUAUGAUUGAUAUUCAUUCUACACAAGAAUUUUUGGAUGCCUUAAGUCAGGCUGGAGAUAGAUUGGUUAUUGUGGAAUUUUAUGGUACUUGGUGUGCUUCAUGCAGAGCAUUAUUUCCCAAGCUUUGCAGGACUGCUCAAGAGCAUCCGGAUAUUUUAUUCCUCAAAGUAAAUUUCGAUGAGAACAAACCUAUGUGUAAAAGUUUGAAUGUUAAGGUGCUUCCUUAUUUCCACUUCUAUCGUGGAGCAGAUGGACAGUUGGAGUCGUUUUCUUGUUCACUUGCUAAGUUUCAAAAAAUAAAAGACGCCAUCGAAAUGCACAACACGGCUCGGUGCAGCAUCGGUCCGCCCAGGGGAGUUGGAGAUCUUAACCUUGAACUCGUCUGUGGUCCGAAAAAUGACAGGGCAACCGGGUGAAGUUAAACACGGGGGUAAAGCGAUUGUCUGUAACUAUUCGCCGAAGUGGACACCUCUGUAAACCAUUUAAUAUUUCCAAACUCACAUAUUCGUGUAAAAAGAAAAUUUAAUGGGAUGCAUUCUUUCUCUUGUAAUGUAUGCAAGUUUAAAGCUUGAGUUU